GGGCGCAUCUUCAAGGGCCAGCCAGAUUCCGGUCGUCCCGGUAACCAGACAAAGAACGCGCUUGCGCAAACUCCUUGUCACGUGGGUCUGGGCCGGGAGGCGGGACCGACGGCUGCUCUUUCGGACCCGCGGCCCCUCCCCUCUCAGCGCCGAGGCCAGCCGAGGCGGGGCAAACCUCUGCCCUUUUGCGUGGGGGUGACUCACAGCUCCUGCCCCUUUUCACUUUGGUCUCUCCUGGCUCGUUCCUCGCACCACGUGCCCUGCUGGCCGCGCCCCCAGCUGCCCUUUCCAACUGCCUGUUGGAAGUUGCUGUAAAAUGUCGUGAGGGGCGCUGCCGCUUUACGGCUGCCUCUCCCAGGCUAGAGCCCGGGAGCGCCCACCGCCGUCAGCCCUGUCUCGAAGAGUCUGCUCGGCUGAGACGGAGAGACCCGGCGCGCCGCUCCCCUCCCCGCCGCGCCCGUGCCGGCCGCCGGCGAUGUGAGCUCGAGGUGGCCGCGGUGCCCCCUGGCCCGGGGUUGAGACGGGCGGCAGGUGCCUGUGAGGCGGGAGGGUGCUGGGGGCCUGCAGGAUGGAGGAAAGCAUGGAAGAGGAGGAGUGGGGCAGCUACGUGGCGAUGAUGGACGACCAGAACCACAACAACUGGGAGGCCGCGGUGGACGGCUUCCGGCAGCCCCCGCCACCGCCGCCACCCCCCUCGUCGAUCCCAGCCCCUGCGCGAGAGCCGCCAGGGGGGCAGCUGCUGGCGGUGCCCGCGGCCUCGGUGGACAGGAAAGGCCCCAAGGAGGGGCUCUCGAUGGGGCCACCGCCACCGCCGGAGGCCAAUGGGGUGAUCAUGAUGUUGAAGAGCUGCGACACGGCCGCCGCCGUGGCCAAGGCGGCCCCCGCCCCCACUCCCAGCUCCACCAUCAACAUCAACACCUCCACCUCCAAGUUCUUAAUGAAUGUUAUAACUAUUGAAGAUUAUAAGAGCACUUACUGGCCAAAAUUGGAUGGUGCCAUAGAUCAGCUUUUAACCCAGAGUCCUGGUGACUAUAUCCCCAUAUCCUAUGAACAGAUAUACAGUUGUGUGUAUAAAUGUGUCUGCCAGCAGCAUUCAGAACAGAUGUACAGUGAUCUGAUUAAAAAGAUAACUAAUCACCUAGAGAGAGUCUCGAAGGAGCUGCAGGCCAGCCCUCCAGAUCUCUAUAUUGAAAGAUUUAAUAUAGCCCUUGGACAAUAUAUGGGAGCAUUGCAGAGCAUUGUGCCUCUUUUCAUAUAUAUGAAUAAGUUUUACAUCGAAACCAAGCUUAACAGAGACCUAAAAGAUGACCUUAUAAAGCUGUUUACGGAACAUGUUGCAGAAAAGCACAUUUACAGCCUAAUGCCUUUACUCUUAGAAGCCCAGUCAACACCAUUUCAGGUCACACCUUCAACUAUGGCAAAUAUUGUGAAAGGCCUAUACACUCUCAGACCAGAGUGGGUUCAGAUGGCUCCAACUCUGUUUUCUAAAUUUAUUCCAAACAUUCUCCCUCCGGCGGUGGAGUCUGAACUUUCUGAAUAUGCUGCUGAAGAUCAGAAACUUCAAAGAGAACUUAUACAGAAUGGUUUUACGAGAGGUGACCAGUCCCGGAAAAGAGCUGGGGAUGAGUUGGCUUAUAACAGCUCAUCAGCGUGUGCAAGUUCCAGAGGGUACAGAUAGUGAAUGUGUUGAAUGUACUUUCCUUCCCGAAAAGAGGACACACUGGAGCUGCAGAGACUGUAUUGGGAGCACAGCGGGGGUCCUGCAGACACUCAGGAGCUCUGUCACAAAGUUGUUCUCGGAAGAGGAUGUUGGACUUCUUACUUUGGUUUGUAAUUUUAAAAAACAAAUAACUAACAAAAACAAAAAACAGUCAGUUGCUGCUAGACUUGGGGAUGAUUUUGAAAUGGGACAAUCUUUUAAUGAGUUUAUCUACAGAUUCCGUGAGGAACAGGCGUCUUGAAAAGCGACCAUUGCUAAGGGAAAUCCAGCAGCGACCGUCAGCAGCUUCCUCCAAAAGUAUAAGAGCAGAAGAAUUUUUUUUUUUUUAAAGCACUUGUUUUGUUCAUUUGUGGAUGUGGCACUUCAGCACAUUGGCUUUUACACAUCGAGAUCUCUUUUGCUUUGAAAUCGAGCAGAUCAUUAUACAAUACAGUGUUUUUUACCCAUAACUAAAACAAACCCCGUUUAAAAGAGUUGGUCUUUGUUUAGCGUUAGAAAGUCGUGUUCAAGGAAAAUGCUAAUAACUCUGCUUCUGCUAUAACAUCUCCCCUCACCGUUCACAACUGUUUUCUACUCUGUGCCUUGAGCUUUGUGCACUUUGCAACUCCGUGACCAGUUGUUCGACUCCCGGAUGCUUUCUGAAAAAGCUUGUGGUGUCACAGACUGACCCACUGAGGUGGCAGGUGUGACUUUAGCAGGAUACUAGUAAGUAAGCGGGAAGAUAGAAACACGUUGCUCAUUGGUCAGAUUCCCCCCUGCCUCACCUGUGGCAUAUUCAUGCUGAUGUCGGGGACCAACUCUUACAGAACAUAUCCAUUCCCUCCGUCACUUGCAUGAUCUCACCCGCUGCUGUAGCGUUGGCAUGAUGCUAGCGUAGGAUGGGCUGUCCUCUAGCACCAAAACUCCCUUUUUCAGGACAGUGGAGACUUACCAGAGGGUGACAGCUAGUUACUAGGAUACUCCGGGGAGCAGGUAUGGUUAUUGAAUCCAGAUAGAAUCAGUGGUGUGGCAUUCCUGAUCCAUUUCAUUUUAAAUGGGUGAGACAGGUACUUCAAAAAAAAUGUCUGCAGUCUGCAUCUUUUGUAGCAUUAUAUUCGAGUAUAACAGAGGAGAAGUAACACUGCUGUUUUGAAGCUUCGUUCCAGCUGUGACACAGCUCUUUUUUUUUUUUCUACACCCACAGUGCUAUUUAGUUUCUUAUAAAAGACUCUAAAGCUUAUUCUAGUCGUUUUGGGAAGGCAAAGAAAAAUAGAUGUGGCAGGUGAAAAUAUCUUUCUCCUCAAUUUUGCUUGAAUCUAAAUCGAGCAUAUGCUUGACUGUAUUUGGCCACGUGACACUAAUAUUUAGCUCUUCGGAGAACUUGGGGCAAAACCAGAUGGAUCAGGGAUACUGCCACGCUUCUGAUUGUCGGGUUUUUCAUAGAGUGGCCUCUGCCAGUUCACUCUGUCCUUUUUGGGGGAGCAGGCUGGGUGGGAGAGUUAGAAGUGUGACAGUAGGAGCAAGUAAGUGCUCUAGUAGAAGUCCUCUAUUUGUAAAACUACUAUUCCGAGAAGUCAGCGUACAAGUUGGCAGAUUUAUUUUUUAAGUACUUCUCAACCAGAGCUGGAUUUCGUGGAGGACUUUGAAUUGGACUCAUUUAACCCUGUGAGCAUCUUGGGUUGUAUUGAUACACACUGAAUUACUGGAAGCAUAUAUACAGGUUCUCACUGUGCCCUAUACAGUUUGAUUCGCUACCCCAGUAGCAUUCUGGUAUCAGGGAAGAACUCCACUCUGUCGUGAAGUCCAAAUUUUACUUUCUCAAUGGAACGCUUGCCGCAGGCUUAUAAAUAACACCUGCAACUAAAGUCUCCCCUGAGUGGUUUCAGGAAUAUUUCUGAAAGGAAUAAAAUUGGGAUGCUUCUUUAAAUGUGGAUGAAUUCUUCAUUAUCCUCAUAAUGUACCCAAAUGCUUUUUCUGGGAGAGUGUUUCUUUGGCUAACAGGGGAACUUCUCUACAAAAGCAUUGUAUUACGAUGUGAAUUGGUGUUAAAAUCUUUGGAUGCUUUUGCAUUAUUAAGUUAAUGGAGAAACAUUUUAUGUUGUCUUCUUUUUCUUAUUAUAUAUGUGUUAACAAAAAGUGGACAAAGUUUGCAAAAUUCAGCUUCUCUAAAUAUUUGCACAGCGUCUGCAGCUAGCUAUGGGCCAGGGCGUGGUACUGCGAGGCCGUGAGUGGAAGGCCCUGUAGAGAGAAGAUACACGUUCUCCUAGUGCAUGUGACGUGGUUGUUACCUGUUGGCCCCUUGAGGUACAUUGCAGUAUGGAAAACCUAUUUCUUCGUUUUUGAGUAGAAAUUGACCUUGCUUCUUUAAUUGGGUUUCUUAACAGAAUUCUUAGUCUGCAACACGAGGGGAGAUCAGAGUUGCCCUCCCGUUUUGUAUUGACAAAGCACCGUUUACCAGAAAGUGUUUUCUUCUCAUGUUUACUUGUGUUCUUCUUUGCCCGUACAGUGUCUAGUUUCUCCACCCCAGUUGAAUCCUGGCUUUUGUGGGGCCCAAAUCAUUGAGGACAGAAAACUGUCCACGGAUUGUCUUGUUAAUCGGCACGUAGUUGCUUCGGCAAGCCUGACCGCCAAGCAUGUGCAGCCUGAAACCAGGCUCUCCAAAAGAAAGCAGUUCAGUCACCUCGAAAUAAUGCCGUGUCCAAGUCAUUGGUAAUUGUAAUUGAGAGACGGUACUUUCAGAGUUGGCCUCCUGCUUCCGUAACAGUGUCAUCUCCUGUUCCCCGUUGUCACAGCUUAACCCUAACCCGACAGGAUCUACUUGUUUUCUGUGGAGCGGAAAGCAAAGCCUGGUAUAGCGACUCUGAACAGUUCGUAGGUAGAGUUAGAAGAAACACAAACCCGGAGGCAGGAGUUGUGCGUUGGUCAGGUUUGUGGGAAAGUCACUUUUUUUUUCCUGUCCCUUUUACAAAUUUGAGGCAGUUCCUCUCUCCCUUUCUUUGAGGCGUGGGGUGAACACUGACCUGUGAGCGAGAUCGCAGGGGAACAGGUGCCCGUGGCCGUUCGUGCUGCGUGUCCGUCCCUAGUGCGCCGGCCCCGUAAAGCUGCCGCUUCCCUCGCUAUAAAUGCCACGCUUUCUGUCAGGUUGCAGAUUUGCACACGUGAAGAAUUCCUCAGGAAGAGUUUGCACAUGCAUCGCCUCGCAAUAUUCUGUACUGACCGAACAAGGGAUUUGAAAGUUUUUCAGCACAAAAGGAGAACUUCAGAGUGGUGGUCUGUGCACCCGUUCUAGCAAAGGUAAUGGUGAUCUAGCAAACACGAUCGGUUUCUGCAGUUAUAAAGUGAGCAGGGGCACUUGCAUCAUAGUAUUUAAAUAAGCCUGUUUAAUCUCCAGAGUGGCCCUUCCAGAUUUUAUCUUCUUUUCUUAUCGAGACUAGUUAUAUUUUCGUCUGUGUUUUCUCUGUUUUAGGGCAGUUAAUAUUUUCCAUGGUAAUUACACAGGCAUUGCCCUUGAGCUAAAAAUUCAGUUGUUCAAUAAGCAGCUAUUGUUAAAAUAACUGAACCUUGUUUUAUGAAUAUACACUAAUCUGAGAUAGUAAAAAAAAAUUUAAAAAGCUGCAUUAGGUAUCCAGUCAGUUUGGAUGUUUUGAGUUGAUUUUUUUUUAUGGUGUCUCACUGCGCUUCAGAGUAUUAUGUUUACUUUACCCCCGGUCUAGGCCUCUUAAGGACUUUAAAAUUUAAGAUCAGAAUGUGAAUCCCUUGACUAGCAUAGGUUUAUAGGACCUUUUCAGUUGUGAUUGCAGUUUUCAAUAAGCUUGCCUAAGAAGAAGUUCACGUUUAUCAGAAGUUAAGAUAGAAGUUAUAGGAGUUCUUGGAGAAAUGGCUUUCUUGUUACUUUCAUUACCUUGUUGCAAUUUGCCCCAGUUUCUGGCCACCAGAAUCCAUGAAAGGACCCCUGUUCUUUUUCAAGGGUAGUGAUUCCUGUUUUGUCCCCACUGGUGAUUAACUAAGUCACUGACGCUUUCCCUCCUCCCCUGGCCAGGACCCUAUUUUGAACUUCUUUCCAGAGCCGAGUGGCACAAGUCCAUACACUGAUUCUGCUGACGGUGGUGGUGUGGCUGUGGGAGAAUUAGAAUCCUCAUCAGAGGUACAUUCUUGACCUCAGUACAUACUGUACCCCUGCUGGUGGGAAAUUUAUCUUCAUUUCUGGUUGGAUUGCAUUGUUCAGAAAAAUGUUAAUGGUUUAUAAUUCUAGGAAAUUUAUAGAGUGGCUCUGGGGUAAAUUUUGUGGUUUGAAAAAAAAAUUUUUGUAUUGAUUUUAACAUGUCAUUUCAAUGUGGUGACGAUGUACUAAAUGCAAUAGGACUGUGGAUAUUCUCUUAGAAGGGUAUGUUUUGUUAAACAGAUGGCAAUUUAAUUGCUCUCAUUAGCCCUGUUUGUCAAUAUUACAGCCAUGCAAUUCAGGAGAAAUUAAUUCAGAUGUGACGUUGUGGGGAACUGUGGCUGGACACAGGAAUGUUUGUGAAUAAAUGGGAGUCAAAGACAGACAAGAGGCUCUUGCCAGCCACCUGCACAGCCAGAGCAAGGAGGAAGCAAUGAAGUCUAAUCCCUGGUGGUGCUUCUUUGUCGGAAAGCAUGGUGGAGCUUAGAACAGGGUGUUCUGUACAUCAGUUCUUCUGUUAAUCUAAGAACAACAAAAUUGUGAAUGAAACUCUUUUCGAUUGGGGAUUAAAGCCACUGACUUUGGCUCUGACCUUUAACUCUGGAUGGAUUUGGAAUCACUCCUUCUGUAUUAGGGUGUAUAACCGUCACUCUAAAACAUUGUGGUUAAUGAAAUAAAUCUUGUACAGAUGUCCUUGGCUUGUUAUGUUGAUACUUGGUUCAUUGGAACUUUGUUAUGGCACAGAACAUAGGAUUUUGCUUAUGGUGUAUUCACAAUUCCCUCUUAAACGAUAAGCACACUCAGCACAUGUCUGUUCUGUUGUGGAUAAUCAGUGGCAUGGUGAGUGUCCAUCUUGACCUCUGUACCAGCGAUAAAAGAAAACGGGGUGUGUGUAUUUAUAUACAUUUAGUACAUAGUCUGCAUACGUAUGUAGUAUCUAUAUCUAUGUACAUAUAUGUGUCGUUUUCUUCUUUAAACACUGGCACAUUGUAGACCUUUAAUCAGAACUUCUGACUUGUGGUUGUUUGCACUGAUGACACCAUGCUUUAAAAAAAUAACCCCCCUGUGUUUUCUUGCUGUGAUAUUAGUAUUAUCCCCUAGGGUGUUGUGCUCCCUCUUGCCAGUUUUAGUUCCUCUCACUUUCUCUAUACAAAUGUUCUUCCUAACAGUGUGCUCAGAAUGCCGGUUUUCAACUUCCGUCCUCCUCUUGUUUAAAACCCAAGCUGUGUUGUAGUAACACCCACUCUUAGAUUACCAUACCCAGCGGGGUUCUGUGACUGUCUUUUCUUUUUCUCUGCAUUUAAGUCACCUGACAGUUGCCUUCUUCAGCUUUUUCUUUUUCUUUCCCCAGCCAGGUAGGGAGUUGUUUAAAUCCUCUCCCCUCUCUUACAGCAGAUUUUGUUUUUUACGGAGUAUAAAACUUUUCUACUAGAGUCAGUUCUUUAAGUGUGCUUGUGUGUAUUUCCUCUAUUGGCAUGUGUCUUUAAUAAUCUAGAAUUCCAGAACAUUUUGCAUUUCAAAGAACGUGUUUUGGUAGAAGGACUAUCCUACACGUAAUCUGAGAGCAAAUGUUUGUCUCAGCUUAAUGGAGUUGUGUGUUCUUGGGUAAGGUUAUUUUUCUGAACUUCAGUGUCCCCAUAUUAAGCCCAUUUCCCUCCCCAAAUUACUCACGAUGGAGAGUCUCUGCAUAGUGCAAUGGGCUUAAUUGGCCAGAAGGAUGUAACAGUUUUAAACUCAAUUACGCCCCUAAGUGACUAAUAAUAUACCUCAAAAUAUGUAUUUUUAAAAAUGGCCAUAACUACAAAGAGAAAUACAUUAAUCUACCAGUAUAAUAGGUGUUUUAAACAUACCUCCCUCAUGAGUUAAUAGAUCAUGAAGAAGACAAAAAGCAUAAUGAUGAAGGGCAUAGAAGAUUUAAAUAGCACAGCUAAUAAAUUAGACCUGAUGGAGAUAUCUAAAAUCACCUUGCACCUUCCAAUAAGACAAUAAGCAUUUUUUGCAAAUUAAAUCUAACAUUGUAUUUAGAGUAUAACAAAUGAUGACCACAGUGGAUUUACCUGAGGAAGCAAGUUGGUUAAUAUUAGAAGAUCAAUCAGUGUAACUCAUCUGUUAACAGAUUAACAUAUGAUCAGACUGUGAAAAUCCAAAGAGUCUGCAAGGCAGAUGAGAAGACUUAAGAGUUUAUCAAGUUCACUGGAACAAAAUCAACAUGUGAAUGUCAAUUACAUUUCCAUGCGUCAAGCAACAAGCUAUAACGUCUUAAGAUUUUAAUUGUAAUUAAGAAAAUUUACAGUAGGAACAAAACAGUAUAAAGUAUAGAAGAAUAAAUCUUAAGAGCUAUAUAAGCCUUUUAAUGAGAAAACGAUGAUGGAAAAAAACCCCAACACCUUGAUUGACCUAAAUAAAUGGGAGAUACGGAUAAGAAGAUCAUCUAGGUCGCAGCUCUUUGUUCAAAUCGAUUAGUAAAUUAAUGCAAUCCCAACAAAAAAUCCCAAUGGUUUUCACUGUGGUACUUGACAAGCUGAUCCCAUAAUGUGAAUGCAAGAGCAAAGGGCCAAGGAUAUUCAAAACAUUACUAAAAAACAACGAAGUGUGAAGGGAACUAGCACUACCAGAUUUAAAAGCUUACUCUAAAAUGAAAAACAAAACCAGAAGCCAUUUACUCAGACAUCUGAAGAAACAACAACAAAAAACUUACGUAAAAUGUAGUCGUUAAAACAAUGUGGGAUUGGUACAGAGAUUACAAGUGGAGGAACAGACAAGGUUGAAGAGCUCAGAAACGUCACACUUAGUACGGGAACUUAAUUUUUAAAAGGAGGUCAGUGCAGACCAGUCGGGGGGGGGGGGGGGGGGGGCGGAGCGGAGAAUGGAUUAUUUAAUAAACAGUGCUUGAAUAACUUUUCACAAAGGAAAAAAGUGAGUUGGGCCCCCCUCUACCUUGCACCAGCUGCAAAAAGCAAUCCCAGGCGCAUUCAAGAUUCACUUAAGAAAGUUAAAACUAUGAAACUUUUAGAAGACAAUAAAUACAGAAGGAUAUUUUUAUGGGGCACCUGGGUGGCUCAUUCAGUUAAACAUCCAACUCUUGGUUUCGGCUCAGUCAUGAUCUCCCAGUUUGUGAGUUCAAGCCCCACGUUGGGAUCUGCGUUGACAUUGCAGAGCCUGUUUUGGAUUCUCUCUCUCCCUGUCUUUUGCCCCUCCCCAGCUUGGUCUCUCUUUUUCUCUCUCAAAAAUAAGUAAACUUAAAAAAAGAAAAGGAUAUUUUUACGACUUUGGGGAAGGGCAGGAUUUUGUAAACAAAAGAGGAAGUGCAGACCAUUGAAAGAUGAAUAAUUUGGCUAUAAAGUUCAGAAACUGGAAAAACUUAGUACAUUGUUUAGGGUAGGGAUUCAUGAGUAGUAAAACUAAAGAAAACAAAGAUUAACAUUUAAGAUCAUAGUUUCUUGGGGGUGGGGUGGAAGGAAAGCAGAGAGGAACACAGGCUGAUAAACCCUUGAUAGAGGUUGAUAGAGGGGCGUUUUGACCGUUGUAAAUAGAUCAGUUCUUGAGUUAACAUGUAUAUUCGGUGCAAAGCCAAUCCAAAUGCCAAAGAGUAUUUAUUUUUAAUACAAAUUAAAAAUUCACAUGGAAGUAUAAACAGAUGAUAAUAGGAUCUUCAUUGAAAGGGGAGAAAAAAGGGAACUUGCUCUACCAAAAAAAUUGUUUUUAAGUGCAAUUAAAUUUUUACACUCAUAUAAAAAUAGACAAAGUCAAUGGAAAAGAGUUUAAAAAAUAGACUCCAAUGCUUUUAAGAAUUUAGAGUACUCUAAAGGUGGCUUCUUGAAAUAAUUCUGACCAUGAUGGAUUAUUCAGUAAAAGGUGCUGGUUUAAGUAGAGAAAAUUAAAUUUAUUCCCAUCAUACCAUUCACCAAAAGAAAUUCCAUUUGGACUAAAAAUUUUAAAAGGGUAAGUUACAAAAACUUGAAGACAAUAUAGUUAGUAUUUGGGAGGAUUGGAGAAGUUUCUUCUAAGGAUGUAAGCAGUAGCAUGAAACAUUGCUUUCCAAACCAGUCACCUGUGUGCACGUAGAACACCACCCCCAGCAUGUGUAUAUAGACCUGUAUAUUUUUAAAUUAAUGUUUAUGUACUAUACUAAGACACAUAGGCAAGAAAAAAAAAAAAGAAAGAGAAAAAGUGAAAAUGUUUUAAAAUAUCUUUUGUGUGUAUUGUAAAAAAAUACCUUUUGCUCUUUCUAAAAAAUUUUUUUUCUUUUAGAGCUAUAGGAUUAAAAAAUGCUUCAUUUUUCAAACUUCUAAUUUUAACAUUUUGUGAUAAAAAAUAAUUUCUGGUUUUAAGGUAAGUUUAUUUGAAUGCUGGGUUUUAAUGGCUAUUGUAGCUAAAAAAGCCACUUGAUUAAGAUCUGAGUAUCCAAAUGACUGCUUACUGAAAAACAAUGCUCAUUUUCAAUUCCAUCUACUAGUCUUAAAAAGUGUUUGUUGAAAUCUUUAUAAUAAAUUUCCAUCUUUCUCACUGUCA
Panthera uncia (snow leopard) is the source of this 10370-nucleotide messenger RNA. It is a transcript of the gene CACUL1, whose product is annotated as CDK2 associated cullin domain 1. The coding region runs from base 569 to 1678 and encodes 369 amino acids. The transcript has 9 exons. Gene Ontology annotation, molecular function: ubiquitin protein ligase binding. Gene Ontology annotation, biological process: ubiquitin-dependent protein catabolic process. Lineage: Eukaryota; Metazoa; Chordata; Mammalia; Carnivora; Felidae. The record is from RefSeq and is a predicted model, not a curated record.